AUCCCGGAAGCGGAGUCAAGGCGAAGGAAUCUACUCUAAAGAUGAGCGAACCAGAGCUGCUGCUGGAUUCCAAUAUCCGGUUAUGGGUGGUUCUUCCAAUUGUUUUCAUAACAUUCUUUGUUGGGAUGAUUCGUCACUACGUAUCCAUCUUGCUCCAAAGUGACAAAAAGCUCGCUAGGGAACAAGUGUCUGACAGCCAAGUCCUAAUUCGAAGCAGAGUCCUCAGAGAAAAUGGAAAAUACAUUCCAAAACAGUCUUUCCUGACACGGAAGUAUUUCUUUAAUAACCCAGAGGAUGGAUUUUUUAAAAAAACAAAAAGGAAGGUAGUGCCCCCUUCUCCAAUGACAGAUCCUACUAUGCUGACGGAUAUGAUGAAAGGGAAUGUAACCAAUGUUUUACCCAUGAUUCUUAUCGGCGGUUGGAUCAACAUGACGUUCUCGGGAUUUGUAACAACAAAGGUACCAUUUCCCCUGACGCUGCGCUUUAAACCAAUGCUGCAGCAGGGAAUUGAGCUGCUCACUUUGGAUGCAUCCUGGGUGAGUUCUGCUUCAUGGUACUUCCUGAAUGUGUUUGGACUUAGAAGCAUUUAUACGCUCAUCCUGGGUCAAGAUAAUGCUGCAGACCAAUCUAGGGUAAUGCAGGAACAGAUGACAGGAGCAGCAAUGGCCAUGCCCGCAGAUACUAACAAAGCCUUUAAGACGGAAUGGGAAGCUUUGGAAUUGACUGAUCAUCAGUGGGCAUUAGAGGAUGUGGAAGAAGAGCUCAUGGCAAGAGAUCUCCACUUUGAAGGCAUGUUUAAGGAAGAGUUACAGACGUCUAUCUUCUGAAAGCAGAGAUGAGUUUUCAUGCAAAGGCGUUUAAAAAAAAAUCGGUUACUUACU
Dermochelys coriacea (leatherback sea turtle) is the source of this 881-nucleotide messenger RNA. Its product is annotated as ER membrane protein complex subunit 3-like. Gene Ontology annotation, biological process: protein folding in endoplasmic reticulum. Gene Ontology annotation, cellular component: EMC complex; membrane. The record is from RefSeq and is a predicted model, not a curated record. The transcript has a single exon. Lineage: Eukaryota; Metazoa; Chordata; Testudines; Dermochelyidae. The coding region runs from base 42 to 827 and encodes 261 amino acids.